Molecule: messenger RNA, 1479 nt
Organism: Puma concolor (puma)
Lineage: Eukaryota; Metazoa; Chordata; Mammalia; Carnivora; Felidae
Gene: ATG14
Product: autophagy related 14
Biological process (GO): mitophagy; autophagosome assembly; cellular response to starvation
Cellular component (GO): extrinsic component of phagophore assembly site membrane; extrinsic component of omegasome membrane; phosphatidylinositol 3-kinase complex, class III
Molecular function (GO): protein-membrane adaptor activity; phosphatidylinositol 3-kinase regulator activity
Source: RefSeq, a predicted model, not a curated record
AUGGCGUCUCCCAGUGGGAAGGGAGCCCGGUCGCUGGAGGCUCCUGGCUGCGGGCCCCGGCCGCUCGCCCGGGACCUGGUGGACUCCGUGGACGACGCGGAGGGGCUGUACGUGGCGGUCGAGCGUUGUCCGCUGUGCAACACCACCCGCCGGCGGCUGACCUGCGCCAAGUGCGUCCAGAACGGCGAUUUCGUCUACUUCGACGGCCGCGACCGGGAGAGGUUUAUAGACAAGAAAGAAAGGUUAAACCAACUUAAGAGCAAGCAAGAAGAAUUUCAAAAAGAGGUGUUAAAAGCUAUGGAAGGAAAAUGGAUAACAGAUCAGUUGAGAUGGAAAAUAAUGUCCUGCAAGAUGAGGAUUGAACAGCUAAAACAAACAAUAUGUAAAGGAAAUGAAGAAAUGAAGAUAAAUUCCGAAGGCCUUCUUAAAACCAAGGAAAAGAAUCAGAAGCUUUAUACUCGAGCACAGCGGCAUCAAGAGAAAAAGGAGAAGAUUCAGAGGCACAACCGCAAACUGGGUGACCUGGUAGAAAAAAAAACCAUCGACUUAAGGAGUCAUUAUGAGCGUCUGGCAAAUCUUCGGCGAUCUCAUAUAUUAGAGCUCACCUCUGUCAUUUUUCCAAUCGAGGAAGUAAAGACUAGUGUGAGAGAUCCUGCAGAUGUGUCCUCAGAGAGUGACAGUGCCAUGACCUCCAGCACUGUGAGCAAGCUUGCCGAAGCCCGGAGGACGACUUACCUCUCCGGGAGAUGGGUCUGUGAUGAUCACAACGGGGACACCAGCAUUAGCAUUACAGGGCCUUGGAUUAGCCUUCCCAACAACGGGGACUACUCUGCCUACUACAAUUGGGUAGAAGAGAAGAAAACCACACAGGGGCCUGACAUGGAGCACAGUAACCCCGCUUACACGAUCAGCGCUGCGUUGUGCUAUGCGACUCAGCUGGUCAACAUUUUGUCUCAUAUACUUGACAUAAAUCUUCCCAAAAAGCUGUGCAACAGUGAAUUUUGUGGGGAAAAUCUCAGCAGACAGAAAUUUACUCGAGCAGUGAAGAAACUGAAUGCAAAUAUUCUUUAUCUCUGCUUUUCUCAGCAUGUAAAUUUAGAUCAGUUACAACCACUGCAUACUCUCAGGAAUCUCAUGUACCUGGUUAGUCCGAACUCUGAACACCUGGGCAGGUCGGGACCCUUUGAAGUGCGAGCGGACCUCGAGGAGUCCAUGGAGUUUGUGGACCCCGGCGUUGCCGGGGAGUCAGAUGAGAGUGGCGACGAGCGCGUCAGUGACGAGGAAACCGACCUGGGCACAGACUGGGAGAACUUGCCGAGUCCCCGGUUUUGCGAUAUCCCUUCCCAGCCUGUGGAAGGCUCCCAGAGCCAGAGCAGCCAGGUAUCCCCGCCCAUCGCUAGCAGCAGUGCCGGUGGAAUGAUCUCCUCCGCCGCAGCCUCGGUGACCUCCUGGUUUAAGGCUUACACUGGACACCGCUAA